AGCUAUAGAGGUAGGUACCUAAGCUCCCCAAGGUACUUAUCUCUACUUUGAAGUAAGUCAUUUACACGCAUACUACAGGUACGUAGCGUCAUCGUCUCAGUCCUGCCAAUGGAAGAUUCGGUGACAUCAAUUCCCUACGUCACGCUGAGCGCUAGACAAAGGGACUUACCCAGCAAGAUCACCACAUCGUGCGCUGGCUGGAACCGCUCGCUGCAGACUACAGACGCCACAGGUCGCAAACAAUACACCUCUCGAGCCGGAUUUGCAGCGUAACGGCCUCAAUUCCGGUAGCAAGAUGAGAUCUCGGAUUCUGGAUACCUGAGAGAGGCCUAAUAAGAAUGUACCUUGGCCUCCGCCUAUCUUGGCUGCGAUGUUCGCGACAAGGUCUCACUCAAGCCACGCCAAAUUCCUUGGUCACGAAAAGCAGUACCCGGUGUGCAACAGGAGGUAGCUGGGAGCAAGCCUCCGGGCUAGGUACGCCCAUCUGUGUAGGUGGGAAGGGCGGGCAGGCCGAGUAGAUGGUUUCGUCAUCGGGGCGGAAACUUGACGUUAUAAGAUCCUGUUUCUCCUCGAACAACCUUCCUCACCUCCCCCUUCUACCAAUACUGCAAUCCAAACAAAACCAUCAGCCUGUCGUGACCCCGACCCAGAAAACUUGGUAACUCCGCCGCAAGCAUCAAACUGCCAUCAUGUCUCUCCACUACCUGCCCCCCGUCAAGCCCUCGGCCAUCGCCCUAGGCACCGUGUUCAACCACGGCAUCGAACUGGCAGUCAUGACUCCGCUGUUCGGCCAGACCUACCAGCGGGCCAAGCUCGCCAACACCAAGGAGGAGUUCAUCCGCUCCAAAGAGGCCUCGUCCGCCGCCGUCGCCUGGGGCACCUCGCUCGUCGGCUCCGCUCUGCAGUCCUACGGCGUCGGUGCCCUCAUCAACGCCACCGGCACCCUCAGCUACAAGGGCGCCGCCUACCUGGGCGGCCUUAUCUUCGCCGCCACCUCCGCUCCUGCCUACCUUAGUCAACUCCUCGUCGAGAAGCGGCCUCUCGACACCGUUGCCGUCGCCGCCGUCGCGAAGACCUUCGAGACCCUCGGGCUGUCUCUAUUCCUGACUUGGUGGGGGACCCGGACCAAUCCCUUCGACUAAGCAAGCAGAAGAGGAGGCUUUCCGCUAAAGGGUAGGCGGGAAAAGAAGGAGUAGCAACUGCGCGUAUUAGCGCUGCCCGACACGGUAACUGCUACAACGGAGGGCGGUAAAACGCCAGACGCGCCAGACGGUCAGCUACGUCGCAGCCGCACAAUAGCACGAAAGAGAAAUCUUGACAAAUUA
Messenger RNA from Durotheca rogersii, 1325 nucleotides. Its product is annotated as DUF1761-domain-containing protein. NCBI's taxonomy places the organism in Eukaryota, Fungi, Ascomycota, Sordariomycetes, Xylariales, Xylariaceae. The record is from RefSeq and is a predicted model, not a curated record. Bases 690 to 1142 code for a protein of 150 amino acids. The transcript is spliced from 4 exons.